Molecule: messenger RNA, 4321 nt
Organism: Zootoca vivipara (common lizard)
Lineage: Eukaryota; Metazoa; Chordata; Lepidosauria; Squamata; Lacertidae
Gene: PI16
Product: peptidase inhibitor 16
Cellular component (GO): extracellular region
Source: RefSeq, a predicted model, not a curated record
UCUGUCUGUCUGUCUUUCUUUCUUUCUUUCUUUCUUUCUUUCUUUCUUUCUUUCUUUCUUUCUUUCUUUCUUUCUUUCUUUCUUUCUUUCAUCUAUCAUCUCUCUCUCUCUCUCUCUCUCUCUCUCUCUCUCCAUCCAUGAUUAGGGUCUUUCCAGAUGGUUGUUUAACCAUGAAAUACUGAUUAAAUCAAUCAAAUCAAUCAAUCAAUCACCCAGAUCUUAGCACUAUGUUGUUGUUUAGUCGUGUCCGACUCUUCGUGACCCCAUGGACCAGAGCACGCCAGGCACUCCUGUCUUCCACUGCCUCCUGCAGUUUGGCCAGACUCAUGUUGGUGGCUUUGAGAGCACUGUCCAGCCAUCUCGUCCUCUGUCGUCCCCUUCUCCUAGUGCCCUCCAUCUUUCCCAACAUCAGGGUCUUUUCCAAGGAUUCUUCUCUUCUCAUGAGGUGGCCAAAGUAUUGGAGCCUCAGCUUCACGAUCUGUCCUUCCAGGGAGCACUCAGGGCUGAUUUCCUUAAGAAUGGAUAGGUUUGAUCUUCUUGCAGUCCAUGGGACUCUCAAGAGUCUCCUCCAGCACCAUAAUUCAAAAGCAUCAAUUCUUCAGCGAUUAGCUUUCUUUAUGGUCCAGCUCUCACUUCCAUACAUCACUACUGUACUGGGCAAAACCAGCACUAUAGCACUAUACUUGCUCUAAAACAAUGUUAAGUUGCAUAAAAAAGGAGAAGAAGCCUUGCUGCAGAGGAAUAACCUUGUCCUAUUUCCCAUGUUUGCAAGUUUACAAAAAUGAUUAGUACAGAUGUGCAUUCCUUUAUGAGAGAGUGGGGAGCAGCACACAGCCUUCAAAGAACUCAAAAGAAAAGAAAAGAAAAGAAGAGAGAGAGAUGGAGGAGGAGUCACAACCUCGGUGCAGUUCUGAGGGAAGAGGUUAGCACUGCUAUCCCUUUUGAAAGUGUAGCGAGGAGCAUAGCCUAGAAAGCCAUUUUUAAAAAGGAUUUUAUUAUUAUUGAUGGUGGUGGUGGUGCACAACUGUUCCCUCAUUUCAUGUGAUACCCCAGGCAUAUCUAACCAGUGUCUCCGGCAUGCAGCCACAUUCUACGGAGCAUUCAAAAUUGCAGUUAGGUUUUCAUGGGGAAAACAGCUUAAUUUUGCUACAGUAAGCAAUUACCACUUUUCACAGAAGUAAAACUAUUUCACACCAAGUUUUAUCUUCCGGAAAUACAUGUGGCACCGGAUCCAGAAGUAACAACUUCACAAUUUAUAUGCAUCAAUUGGAAAACACCAUUGGGAAGCACCAUGAAGCUAUACAGGCUGCUUCUCUCUCGCUAGAUAUUUUCCAAAAUCUGCACGUUCAGCUCUGUAGAUGGCAUGUCUUUCCACCCAAGCCUGAUCUUCCAUGUAGAGUAACGGCCUCUUGGGUAAUGAAUCCUCAUGUCGAGUUCUCCUAACCUCUUGUGGACAUGCAGAUCUUGCCAUAUCUGGUUCAACUUCCAGAUGAUGAUACCACCAGAGUAUUAAAACACCAUAUGCCUUCACCAUCUAUUUUGCUGUUGCUGUCCUUUAUCAUUGCUGUCGGUGCAAAACUGCCAAAAGUCUUUCCCUCUGUUGAAUAUGAAGGCAGUACUCUGCAUUAUUUGCAAUCUGCAUUGCGCUACAACACACAAGGGGCUCAUUGCUGCUCAGACAUAUAGCUUAUCCUUGCCCAUUUCCCCCACCCUGAGCCGUGUAGAUAGACAAUGGUCUGGAAGGACCACAGGGUUGAUCCAAGUCUGAUAAUGGCUUUGGUCCUGAUAUUAUUAUUAUUAUUAUUAUUAUUAUUAUUAUUAUUAUUAUUAUUAUGGCAGCACCAUCGCAUGCAGUCACUGCAUCUGGCACAAUUUUGCUAAUGAGUGAAGAUAACCUUGAGGGUAGUUUUUGAGUUUGGUUGACAUGUAAAAUAUUUGGAAAGUGCGUGGAGGGGUGGGUUAUGUGCACAAAUGGGCUGGAUCAUGCUUAGGGUUACUGGUAUGCUUCAGCAUCAGGUUACAUCAGGUUACCAUGACCCCGCAAGCCAGAGUUCCUCUUACUGGAGGAACGGUUGAUGCCUCAUUUUCAUGCACACAAUUGAUUUCAUCGAAUGGGCAUGGCUCAUCUGACCGUCCCUUAAGGACCAUUAUUCUUCUUCCAUCAAUGAUACUCUGUGAGAUGGGUGUGUCCCCUCCAUGGCUCCGAAAGGCAUUCUAAUAAAAAGAUAAAUUUCCUCCUAGCGAUCUUGGGCUUUGGGUGUUCCUUAUUCUGGGAAGGGAUUUAAAGCUGUCUGCCAGACCCGUGGGCUGUUAAAACAAGACAGUGCCACAAUGCUGAGCUCAGGCCUGCAAAUUCCCCCCCUCUUCCUCCUCCUCCUCCUCCUCCUGUUGCUCACAGCGAUGGAGCUCGGCUGCUCUUUUACAGAUGAGGACAAGAAGUUACUUGUGGACCUGCACAAUCAGUAUCGUGCUAAGGUUUCCCCUCCAGCCGCAGAUAUGCUGAAAAUGAGCUGGGAUCCAGAGCUAGAAGCCUUUGCCAAGGACUACGCAACAAAAUGCACCUGGGAACACAAUGCGGCGCGCGGACGGCGAGGCGAGAACCUCUUUGCCAUGUCUGGCGACCUGGAUGUGAAGAUGGCGGUGGAUGAGUGGUACAACGAGUACGCCUUUUAUAAUAUGACAACAUUAACCUGCCAAGAAGGGCAGAUGUGUGGUCACUAUACACAGGUGGUCUGGGCAACUAGUGAGCGUGUGGGCUGUGGGACGGUGUUCUGCAAAACCCUGGAAUCCCUGAAUGACACCGACAUGCAUUUGGUAGUCUGCAACUAUGAGCCACCGGGGAACGUAAAGGGACGCAAACCGUACAAGGAAGGGGCUCCAUGUUCCAUGUGCCCAGAUGGCUAUUCCUGUAAGGACUCUCUCUGUGAAUCUGAUGUCGACAUGGGAGACGCCACCGCAUCUCCUAAGCUGGAGCCAACAGGUGUCUUGACUGCAAGCCCAGCUCUGGAAACCACACCAGAUUCAGCACCUGAUACGCCAGACAGUCCCCAAACAGGAGCAGAAUCUGACUCUCCAACAGCUGAAGGGCCAACCUCUUCGCUAGAGCUAACUUCAGACUUGUCAAACUCAGAUGCAACUGUUUCCUCUUUGGUGACAAUGGGAGUUACAACUCUUCGUCCUGCCUCCCCAGAAUCAAGAACUGAAAAAGCCACUUCCUCAGGAUUCCCUUCGUCUGGUGGCUUAGCCACACCUGAAGCCACCAUUAAAAAACCUGAGCCACCUUCAACUCUCCCCACACCAGUGCAAUCUACCCGAAAGGUACCCUUGGUCCCUAAACCUGCAUCCACCCCUAAACCUCCAUCGACAGCUAAACCUCCCUCCAUGCCCAAACCCCUUUCAGCCCAUAAGCAUCCCUUCUUCUCCAAGCUACCCGUCCCAAAGAAGCCUCCCGUCUCAAAAACACCUGCACGCCAUCGCUUGGCAGCUUACUCCAAAGCAAUAAACAAGCACAGCAAUGCUGCUCAGGCCUCUGCAGAUAAGGUACCUGUUCACAACACUGCAGGUAAGGCAGCUUCAAUCUCUGUCUGCCUGCCUUGCCUUGGGUGCAAACAGAUUAGCCACCCUGAAGAAAUAAAGACUGCGCUUAAAGAGCUGACUUCCAGGUACCCCUAUGCUCCGUGCUUCCCCCCGCUUCCCCGGCGGCAGAGGCAUAGCAAUUGGGGCAAUGCACUUAGGAAGGCCGGGCCUUAUUGGCUCAACAGUUUAUAGCAGUAUUUGAUCCAACAUAUUUAUAGGUGUGCAUGCAUGCCUAUGUCUGUUCAUGAGCAUGCCUGCCCAUUUCCCUUUCUGCCCUUUUAGUGAGUUUGCCAGUCUGCUGGGAAUAGCACUGUAGCAUGGCCAGUGGCUGAAAAUUCUGUAGAUGGUGGUGCAAAUCUUGCCCAAGCAAUAAUGCUCUUGGGAGGUUGCAGUUUAUUUCCACAACCCCCUGUUUUCACCCUUUCAGGAAUGUGGAGCACGUCUGAUUUCUUUCCCUACUUUCCCUCUCUUUAAGCUUUGCUAGGGUCAAGCAUGGCAUACUGUCAUGAAACCUCAUUCCACUCAAUGACUCGCCUGUGAUCAUCCUCCCUCUUGUCUGUGCUCUGUGCACCACAAAUGGGGGCCCUAUUUAUUUGCAGGACUGUGCCUGGAAGUCAUUCCCAGGCUUCCUAUUCUGCUUGUGAAUUGGUGACAAGGUGUCUGCAUUCUCCACUGUCAACCCAUUCUUUACCCCAAAAUGCUGAUAAAAACCUGGAUCUUGAAAACCCGGAUAAUGUAAAAACAA